UAAAUAACAAGUGAGAAAACGAGAUUAUGUGGGUGCAUCGGAGAGCAGCACCCCUUUGUGCGUGUCAUGCAUCGGUCAUUACAAGGAGUCAAAGCGCGGAGUCUGAGGCAAUACACACCGGCCUGAUUGGAUGACAGAGAAGCAAGUGAUGAUGUCUGCCCCGUGUAUGUCCUCUCACAAUUUCAUUCCUUGAGACGCAUCGUUUCAAUAAAGGACGAGUGUUAUUCCGCACAGUUUCCUUACUGCAGGUACUCCUCUCUGCCCCACAGACAUUUGGUGAUAAUGAAGAAAUAAACACUGUGAUCAGUCACCCCCUACAAACUGUCUUAAACCCAACGGGCCCCUGAAAUCAAUUAUACCAAACUUGAGGCUUUGCACAGUCUGAGUUUAAAAGGUGACUUUUCACAGACUCCGGCCCCUCCAACCUGCCAACCAAAAAGACAUUCGACCCUUCGCCCUUGUUUGCUUUGUCAAAUGCCAAAAAACAGCAAGGCCGUCAAGAGAGAGCUUGACGACGAUGUCACAGAGUCUGUCAAAGACCUGCUUUCCAAUGAGGAUGCCUGCGAUGAUUCCUUCAAGAAGAGCUCGCUGAUCGUCAGUAGCCCUGAAGGGGAAGGGAAGUUGGAGGAAGGUGGCUCGGACAGCGAGGAGGAGGAGCGCCCAGCCUGGAACAGCAAGCUCCAGUACAUCCUGGCCCAGGUUGGCUUCUCUGUAGGUCUGGGCAACGUCUGGAGGUUCCCCUACCUGUGUCAGAAGAAUGGAGGGGGAGCGUACCUGGUGCCCUAUCUGAUUCUGCUGAUAUUGAUUGGCAUCCCGCUGUUCUUCUUGGAGCUCGCCGUAGGACAGCGGAUCCGCAGGGGCAGCAUCGGGGUGUGGAACUACAUCAGCCCUCGGCUGGGGGGCAUUGGCUUCGCUAGCUGUGUGGUGUGUUUCUUUGUGGCGCUCUACUACAAUGUCAUCAUUGGUUGGAGUCUCUUCUACUUCUCCCAGUCCUUCCAGCAACCUCUGCCAUGGCAUGAGUGUCCACUCAUCAAAAACAAGACCAGCACAUAUGUGGUGCCGGAGUGUGAGAAGAGCUCGGCCACCACCUACUACUGGUACCGUGAGGCCCUGGAUAUCACUGACAGCAUCUCUGAGAGCGGAGGACUCAACUGGAAAAUGACGGUGUGCCUGCUGGCUGCCUGGGCCAUUGUUUGCCUUGCCAUGAUCAAGGGAAUCCAGUCUUCUGGGAAGGUGAUGUAUUUCAGCUCCCUGUUUCCAUACCUUGUGCUGAUUUGCUUCCUGGUUCGGUCUCUGCUCCUGAGGGGCUCUGUAGAUGGGAUUCGACACAUGUUCACACCCAAGCUAGAGAUCAUGUUGGAGGCCAAGGUGUGGCGAGAGGCAGCCACGCAGGUUUUCUUCGCGCUGGGCCUCGGCUUUGGUGGCGUCAUCGCCUUCUCCAGCUACAACAAGCGGGACAACAACUGUCAUUUUGAUGCGGUCUUGGUGUCUUUUAUCAAUUUCUUCACCUCCGUGCUGGCCACCCUGGUGGUGUUUGCUGUGCUGGGCUUCAAAGCCAACAUCAUGAACAGCAAAUGCAUUGCACUGAACACCAAUAAGAUUGCUGCAUUGCUGGGGAAUGGCAUUGAAGCGAGCCUGAUCCCCCACCACAUUAACCUUACUCAGGUUAGUCAGAUCAGUGCUGAGGACUACCAUCAGAUGAUAGGAGUGAUCAAAGGGGUGAAGGAGGAUGAUUUCCAGACACUGGGACUGCAAUCCUGCAGCAUUGAGGAUGAGCUCAACAAGGCAGUCCAAGGCACAGGCUUGGCCUUCAUUGCCUUCACUGAGGCGAUGACCCACUUCCCAGCCUCACCCUUCUGGUCCGUCAUGUUCUUCCUCAUGCUGGUUAACCUCGGCCUCGGCAGCAUGUUCGGCACCAUCGAGGGGAUCCUCACUCCGCUGAUAGAUACUUUCAAAGUCCGAAAGGAAUUUCUUACAGUGGGAUGCUGUGUACUGGCCUUCUCCAUCGGUCUCCUGUUUGUUCAGCGAUCAGGGAACUACUUCGUGGCCAUGUUUGACGACUACUCGGCUACCUUGCCUCUGCUCAUUGUGGUCAUACUGGAGAACGUGGCGAUUGCAUGGUUCUACGGGAUUGAUAAGUUCUUUGAAGACCUGAAGGACAUGCUAGGCUUUACACCGUACCGCUUCUACUACUACAUGUGGAAGUACAUUACCCCCAUCCUGCUACUGGUCCUCAUGUGCUCCAGCUUCAUCCAGCUGAUCAUGACGCCGCCCAGUUACAGCGCCUGGAUAGAGGAAGAAGCAAAAGAGCAGACCUUGCCUUUCCCUCUGUGGGCCAUCGUGGUCUGCAUCUCCCUGGUGGUGGUGGCCAUCAUGCCUGUGCCAGUUGUCUUUGGCCUGCGCUACUUCAACAUCAUUGAUGAGAACACCAGUGGUCUUUCCACUGUUUCUUAUAAGAAGGGCCGCAUCAUUAAGGAGACCGCACGGCCAGGGGAGGACGAUGACACCAGCCUGAUCCAAGGCAAGUCUCCCAGCGAAGCGCCCUCACCAAUGCCUGGGAACAGCAUCUACCGCAAGCAGAGUGGCAGUGGCCCAGAUGCAGACACGGCACCCAAUGGCCGUUAUGGUAUUGGUUACUUGAUGGCCGACAUGCCGGAUAUGCCCAAGUCGGACUUAUAGAUUGACUAAUAGUAAGCUCGGCCCAGCUGCCGCGGCUGGCCACUCUGCCCCUUCAACCCUCUGUGUGCGUCUAGUCGGCUGUAUCAUCGAUGUAUACUUCACUUGUACUGUAUAUUUUUGGUAGAGAUCAUAGCUGCUCUCUAUUUGUCGUCACUGAACCUUAUAUGACUGUUUACCUUAAAAAAGGUGUGGGAAUAAAUGUCAUUCUUGUCUGACUCAUCCCCCAUUUACUUGAAGGCGUCCCAAAUUCAUAUCUGUACCUCCUGCUCCCUUCAGCCUUUGCCCCCUCCUCCUUGCAGAUCCCAGGAGAGAACAGGUGUAAGCAAUAAGGUGGACGCUCCACCAGGCCUACUUGAACAAGGAUCUGCAAAGAGGAGUCUACAAAGCAGCAGGUCAGGGGUCAAGAGGUCAUCCUGGGACUGUGCCUGUGGGCAUUGCAAAUCAGCUCCUGCUAUUAAAAAUGGCUGUGUACAUUAUGAUCCCUAACUGCUGGCCGAUAAGAUUACUGACAUUGUAAUUGCUCUGGCUGCUGAAACGAUGCAACAGUGAACAGGUUUUUCUUGGAGAAAGUUUAGGUCAACCUAGCUGAAACAGUGAGAAGACGGCCAAAACCACUCCCAUGAUUGUUUGAGACUAAAGUGUGCCUAACUAAUUUAUAUUUGUUUAUAGAAUACAUGGUGGACACUGUAUAUUUAAGGUAUUCUGUAAAUAUAAUAUAAAUAUUAUAAAUAUAUUUAUCUUGAUAGUUUGGAUAUCAGAACAGUGUUUUUAAGGUUCAGACGUACUGCUAACCCUUAACUCAUCUAUUUGUUUUUUACUAAUGUGCUGUUUGUGUUGGCGAGGACCGAGUUCUCCUUGUAAAUAAUUUUUCCAUGAAAUGGCUUCAAUGCAAUGUCUUUUUUCCCCACAUCAAGAUUAAAGAUCAAAUACGGUCAAUGCCCCUGAA
Molecule: messenger RNA, 3625 nt
Organism: Monopterus albus (swamp eel)
Lineage: Eukaryota; Metazoa; Chordata; Actinopteri; Synbranchiformes; Synbranchidae
Gene: slc6a15
Product: solute carrier family 6 member 15
Biological process (GO): L-leucine transport; sodium ion transmembrane transport
Cellular component (GO): plasma membrane
Molecular function (GO): proline:sodium symporter activity
Source: RefSeq, a predicted model, not a curated record